AAAUCAACCGGGAUAGUUCCGGUGCCCAGAGGAAGCAAGGGCCCUAGAAGUCUGUACUUGAGGAGACAUGGCGACAGUUUCGGUUUCACGCUCAGACAUUUUAUCGUUUAUCCUCCCGAUUCCAUCGCUGAGAAAUAUGACGGAAGACACGCUGCUGUCGGGGCUCUGCUCGCUCCCAUGGAAACCAUCUUCGUGAAGCAAGUUAAAGAAAGGGGUCCAGCUAGACAGGCGGGUUUACAGCGGGGAGAUCGAUUGAUAGCCGUUAACGGAAUACCUGUCAAAGAUCAUACAUAUUCUCAAGUGGUGCAAUUUAUCGUCAACAGUCCAGAAUACCUUCAUUUGUUGGUGGUCCCAAAGGAAGACGACGUUUUGCAGAAGUUUUUCUCGGAAACUGCGUACAACCCAGCUUCUAACCAACCAACCUAUUCAGAUAUACCCUGCGACCGACAAAGCGCUCAGCAGAUCAUCUCGCGACGGUUAGCUCACCCUACACCAGAAUUCCAAGUCGAUGCCAUCUCGUGGCGAUCUCUACAACAACCAUACCCACAGACAGACUUUGUAGGACUGCAAGCGACGGCUUUCGACAGAGGGCAGCGUAGCGCAGACAAUUUACUGUACAGUGAACCCAGACAUCGGCAUAAUCAACAGGAGAUAUAUGCUGAAAUCCACCCCCAUGAUAUCGGUCAGCGUGGCAAAUGCCGGGCGGCCCCUCAGGUGCCCCUUUACAAAAAAAUGGGGAGAAGAGCUAGUGAGGGUAACAUUUUGUCAGAUCGGUGCGAAUCAUCGAACUAUUCUAGUUUGAACCCGGAGACUUCUGACGACCAUGCAAUGAAAGCUAUGUACAAAAACAAUUAUUUGCCGGAAGGCCCGGAAAUAUCAGGAUUAAAUUACCCGAAUACCGCGGGGUGUAGGUUGAGUUUGGAAGUGGGGCGCAGGGAGUCGAAUUCUUCUUUGUCUUCUUCUAUAGCAGACGGUAGCAAAGAUAGUUUCGGGUCCUUUGACUCUAAUUCGACGCUUACUGGACACGAAACCGAUGAUUCCGCUAUAAUGAAUAGAUUCCGGAAAAGCGUUCAACAAAAGGAGGAGUUCUUGAAAAAUACCAUCAAUCCCAGCAGUAGUGCCGAACAGGCUUUGGUUCGACGUGAGUUCUACAGUCGGCCUAAAAAACUUGAAAAGCAAAUGUGGCCUCCGAAUGACCGAGAAUCUCCUUCGAGAACAACAAAGCCUAAUCACCAAAAUUUUGCCAGGGUGAAAAACGACAUCGAUAACGAAAGGGAUUUUUCUCCUAAUCAGAAUGGACAUGAAAUGCAAGGUGGAGGAGCAGCGUUUUCAGUUCCGCAGCAGAGAGGAGCCACCUCUCCUAGAGAAAGAGAAAACUUAAAUCUAGACAGGAUUUAUGAAGGUGCUACUGCUCCGACUGGAUAUGAUAGUAUGGAGGCCAUUAACGGAUCAGUUGUUGGAGAUCCUUACGAAGACAGGAGGAUAUUCUCACCUCCUCUGCAAAUGGUCUACAAGCGUGCCAAGGAUUUUGAAAGCGGUCGACCGCUUCCGGAAGAUGAUCCCGUUCCUGGCAACCGGAUGAACUUCUCAAAAAGUGAACUGGCUCGAUUGAGUUCGAAGAAGUUAGUACCAAACGUCACCGAACGAGCACAUGAGUAUGAAACGAGAGCUGUUACUGAACCUAGAAGGGAUACUAGUUUGACAUCUACUACUUCGUCUAGCUCAGUAUUGAAGAGGAUACAUUAUUUCAAAUUGUACAUUACUUUUAUUGAAAACUAUCCACCAUUGAUUGUAAAUUCCAUAAAGGGAAAAUAUCUCCAAAGGCAGCUCUUUAAACAGCAAUUAGAUGAGAAGGAACCAGAUUCAGCAUUGCACACCGACAUAGGGUGGUUGAAUCGAAGAAGCAAUGUCAGCAGCGUGAGCGUCAAUGAAAUCUUAUCAGGCAGUAGGGGUCUUUCAGGAAACGUAACCGUUUCCAGUGGAAGCAAAUACCUACACUGCCCUCUACCCGCAGAAUGGCAGACGGGUGGACGUCCCACAGACAAAUCAGGGAAUGAGGCGACUAAGGUGCGCGCCCGUUCAAACUCGGCAGAGUCGUGGGUUGCAGCUUUGGGAAGCGAGCGUAAUCGAGAAGGAAGCAAAAGAAUCAGCAGGCAAGAUGCAUCAGCCACUUCCGAUAGAAACAAGGCGAAAGGACAGUUGAAUCCAUUCAUGGUUUAG
Leptinotarsa decemlineata (Colorado potato beetle) is the source of this 2220-nucleotide messenger RNA. RefSeq names its product Rho GTPase activating protein at 19D (gene RhoGAP19D). Gene Ontology annotation, biological process: signal transduction. The record is from RefSeq and is a predicted model, not a curated record. NCBI's taxonomy places the organism in Eukaryota, Metazoa, Arthropoda, Insecta, Coleoptera, Chrysomelidae. Gene Ontology annotation, molecular function: protein binding.